AUGAAGACCACUACAAUCACCGUUGCUCCCUUCACUAUCAACGAGAUACCAUUCUGGCCUAUCACUGUGGCAAAAACUGGUGGAAAUGCCUACUUGAGCCCCAUGCAGAGUAUUGCUCCACCAACCUUUGGUCUGACUUUGCCACAAAGUGAAGCUACUUUCCCCAUCAUCGUGAUCUCCUUUGACAAUUCACAUGUUGUUACCGUGGUGCCACAGCCGACAGCGACAUCAAUCAACCCCCCUGGAACAAGUAUCCCUAUACUCACAUACUCCGACGGGGAGGCACCCUCGAAUGGAGGGUGUAGUUCUGGCGGCGACACUACUGGUUGUAGAAAGAUCGAUUGUUCCCUCUUUGGUUUUGGGAAUAAAUGUGAAUUCUUUGGGUGUGAUGGAGGCUGUCGCUUAGGAUUCUGCAGAGGAAGCUGUGGUCCUCUCGAUUGCGGCCCUGGAUGCGGCCCUGGAAACUGUCUUCAGGCAGGAGGUGGCGGCGGCUCCGAGGAAGAAGAGACAUCCACUUCUGAAUCGUGCAGCGCAACUGCCACGGCUUCUGUCGCGAGUUUUUGUGACUAUGCCUGUCCAGAGGGGGCAUCGACAUUCUGUGCCACUCUUUGCACCUCGAUAACAAUUAUUAACUGUGAGCCUACCGCGUUUGUUAAUUUCUCCCGGGGCACUGUGGACGCAGAUGCGAUUCCACUCACAUUACUUGAGGGUUCCGAUGAGGCCAUGGCAUCCACUGCCGCAUCUGUGGCAUCCUGGUUGAACCCACUAUACACUAGCCUAGAUCUUGUCAUGACAAGUGGUACCACCAUGACUGCAUCAGCUACAGCGCCGGCUGUGACGACAUCUGCUUCAGCAACUACCGCCACCGCUAUCUCGACCUCGUCUAAAAGCACCAGCUCGUCCUCAUACUGCUCAUGUGAUGGAAGAUACGGCGUGGCACUGUCAACAAAGGCUAACAAGCCAAAAACCACCUUCCUGGUCUGUGAUGUCACUCCAGCCCUGACAAUUUCCACCGUCAUGCCGACGACGACUAGCUCCGAAACCCAGUCUGCUUCCACAGCCACCUCUGCCAGCGAGUCUACAUCCACGGGAUUUGCGCUGUUUCUGACCACCUUUUCAGCCUCGGAGUGUCCCAUUGGACUCGCAUGCGAGGGUAACGGGAAGUGGAAUGCAGUUAUGGUAGAUAGUGUUUGGAGCGAUGAAGCGGCCGUGCCCAUCAAAGGCACAUGGAACCAGUAUGGCAUGGUUGAUGGAAGUCAAGCAACAUUCUGUGAUCAGACUUCGACCUUCGCAAUCGAUGGCGACGACAUUAAAGGCUUAAGCAGCGUCAGCAGGUAUGGCUCCUAUGCUUGUAAGAAGGAACCUGUUCCUGAAGAGAAUACCUGGUAUGAUCCGGAAAAUACGGUAUCCUAUGACAUCGUAGGGGCAUGGACGUGUUUCACAGAUAUCUGUACUUAA
Messenger RNA from Trichoderma asperellum CBS 433.97, 1458 nucleotides. The record is from RefSeq and is a predicted model, not a curated record. NCBI's taxonomy places the organism in Eukaryota, Fungi, Ascomycota, Sordariomycetes, Hypocreales, Hypocreaceae.